This is a messenger RNA of Penicillium hordei, 2451 nucleotides long. RefSeq lists its product as uncharacterized. Bases 1 to 2451 code for a protein of 816 amino acids. NCBI's taxonomy places the organism in Eukaryota, Fungi, Ascomycota, Eurotiomycetes, Eurotiales, Aspergillaceae. The transcript has 2 exons. The record is from RefSeq and is a predicted model, not a curated record.
AUGGCGUCUCCCGGACCCACCAAAUUCUUCACCGACGCACUUGCCGCGGUGCCUUUUGACGAAGAUCCCCAGAAGGCUCUCUUGGGUCUCGACGAAUGGGAAAUCCCCGAGUCAAUUUACAGCAAAGGUGGUUCCUGCAUGUCCAUCUGGGAACUUGCUCGUGCCAAUGGAUAUUACUUCGAAGGAGACCCCGAUGAGGCUCCUGGCUCGGAUUUCGACAAGGCCUUUGUUGAAUUCAGUGUAAACCCUGUCGUUGGCCCAGCUACCUUGGAUCACCUGGAGCUUGACCCUGAAUUGUCUAGUCCCAUCAAGAACGAUGAUGUGACUCCACCUAAAGCUUGCACCAACCAGUCGAGCACAGUCUAUCCACUGGAUACCCUAAAUUACCUCGAAGACGCCGACUUGGGUCCUCCCAUGGCAAUCGUUCAGCUUACUCCCGCCGCCGAUGCUCCCGCCACCCAAAAGACUCCAGUCACCAUUGAUAAAGCCGUUAAAGUCGCUCCAGUCACUGCUGCUCCACUCACCCAAGUCGCUGCACCCACCAAAGUUGCUACUGCAGUCGCCGAACGCGCCCCGGUCGGCUUUGAUCCAGCUGCUCAAGUCACUCCCACCACUGGUGCCCCGGUUACCCAAGUGAACCCUUCCAUUAGCCACAUCGCCCAUGUUGUUCAAGUCACCAAUGUUACUCCGGCCCCCCAAGGCGCCCCGCACGUCGUUGAUCCUGCCGUCCAAGUCACUUCUACUACCGGUAGAGCAAUUGGAAUGGUCAAGGUCUUUGACUUGUCACAAGGCAAAUCGCGCCCUCAGCCUGCUAAGCGACCACCCAAGCAAAAGGCCAAGCGGGUCCCCAAGAACAAGCAGGUUGACGAGCUACACAAAAAUCAGAAGAAGACAAAGGUGCAAAGCACUCCACGCAAGGCGAAGGGAAAGACAACUGUAGCCGCAGUCACACCACCUCAGAAGAUUGCGCCUGCCCCGGCGACACCAAUGCCUGUCCCAAUUAGUCGUUUCCCUGCCUCGAUGACCCCAGUGACCGGGGACGCUCGCAAGACAGCGGCACAUCCCAGCCAACAGCAGCAACUUCAAAUCCAACAGCGUCUCCGAGAUCAAGAGGAGUAUCUUCGUAUUGAAUGGCGCCAACUUCAACAACAGGGAGCUCAUUUGAAACUACAGCAGCCUGGAGAUGAGCAGCAGCUCCAGAUCCACCAACAGCAGUGUCAGCUCAACGAGCAGCAGUCUAAGCUGUGCCAUCAAAAGAUUAACCAGCACAGAGCGCAGGUCCGUCAAUUCCGGUAUCAGCAACAGCAACUGCAACAACAACGUGCAAUGCAACAACAACAGCAAUUCCAAACUCCGGCAGCUCAGCGAGUCCAGCAGCCCACCCACCAAACCCAGGAAUUUUAUUCCACCCCUACCAAGGAGCGCAUGCAGUCCAUUAUGCAACAAACCCAGCAACUUGGAACUUCGGCGGCUCAGCAAGUUCAGCAAUCCACCCAACAGUCUAUGAUGCAACAGCCCCAGCGAUUCCAGACUCCAGCAGCUCAGCGAGUCCAGCAGCCCACCCAGCAAAUGCAAGCAGUUUAUCCCACUCCCUCUAAGGAGCGCAUGCAGCCUGUGAUGCAACAAACUCAGCAAUUCCAAACUCCAGCGGCUCAGCGAGUCCAGCAGCCCACCCAACAAAUCCAGGGAGUUUAUUCCACCCCUACCAAGGAGCGCUUGCAGUCCAUGAUGCAACAAACCCAGCAACCUCAAACUUCAGCGGCUCAGCAAGUUCAGCAACCCACCCAUCAAAUGAAAGCAGCUUUCCCUACUCCUCCUAAGGAGCAAAUGCAGUCUAUUAUGCAACAACCCCAGCAAUUCCAAGUUGCAGUGGCUCAGCAAGUUCAGCAGCAUACCCAACAAAUGCAAGCAGGCUUUCCCACUCCUCCCGAGGAGCACAUGCAGUAUGUGAUGCAACAAUCCCAGCAACUUCAAGCUUCAGCAGCUCAGCAAUUCACCCAUCAAAUGCAAACAGCUUUUCCCACUUCCAAGGAGCGCAUGCAGUCUGUGAUGCAACAAAACCAGCAACUUCAAACUUCAGCGGCUCAGCAAGUUCAGCAGCCCACCCAACAGAUGCAGGGAGUUUUCCCUACCCCUCCUCCUAAGGAGCGCAUGCAGUCUAUGAUGCACCAAACUCAGAAACUCCAAACCGCAGCAGCUCAGCGAGUUCAGCAGCCCACCAAACAAAUGCAUGGGAUUUAUUUCACCCCUACCAAGGAGCACAUGCAGUCUGUCUCUUCCCUUUCUGCCGCUUCGCCCAAGAAGAGAAGCUUCCAGUUUAUGGAGAACAUGGUGCCUACCAACUUUGUGGCCAACCGAAACAAUCAUGCGCGCUGGAGUAUUAGCCCCAAUGGCGAUCGAACCUACUUGAACGGACCUCAGGCGAAAAAGGUACGAGCCUCUCAGAAGUAG